UACUAUUUGCAAGCUCUAUUGGCAAGUUAAGGCUAGCUAGAAAAGGAGAGUGAGUAGUGAGUUGUGAGGCACAAGUUGGAGUGAAAAGAUCCCAUGGGGAGGCCUCCUUGCUGUGACAAAGUUGGCAUCAAGAAAGGUCCAUGGACACCUGAGGAGGAUAUCAUCCUUGUCUCUUACAUCCAAGAACAUGGUCCUGGAAAUUGGAGAUCAGUGCCUACUAAUACUGGGUUGUCAAGGUGCAGCAAAAGUUGCAGGCUUAGAUGGACUAAUUACCUCAGGCCAGGAAUCAAGAGAGGGAACUUCACUCCCCAUGAGGAAGGAAUGAUAAUUCAUUUGCAAGCUCUACUGGGUAACAAAUGGGCAGCCAUAGCUUCUUAUCUUCCACAAAGAACAGAUAAUGAUAUAAAGAAUUAUUGGAACACUCAUCUAAAGAAGAAGCUGAAGAAAUUUCAAGCAGCCUUAGAUCCUCACUCAGCAUCAGACUCAACAACCAGUGGCCAGUAUCUACCAAAGAGCUUCAAUGACAGAAGAAGUUUAGACAUGAGCAGCAACAACAACAAUCAUGCUUCAUCCCUUAGGCUUAAUCAGUCUCAGUCCUCCACAUAUGCCUCAAGCACUGAGAACAUCUCAAGACUCUUGGAAGGUUGGAUGAGAUCUUCCCCAAAGCCACUCAAGGGGUCUCAAGAUGAAGAUCUCCAAAGCAAUGAUGACAACAACAUGGAAAGCACUAAGCUAGAGAAGUGUGCAUCAGUAGUGCCUGCUUUGAAUAACCUUCAUCUUCAGCACAAGAAGAACAAAGAUGACCAUGAGGGUGGUGUAGAUAUGGUGUCACAUGAAGAGUUUGAUUCCAUUUUGUCCUUUGAGAACCUAAACAAUGCUGCCUGGGACAAGUCCACUUGUGAUUCCAUGCCUGAAAAGAGUUCUGAAGCUGCUGCUGAUGAAUCUGCUCAUGAUGAUGAGAGGAUUAAUAGGCAAAAAUCUGAGAACAACAACAAUAAUAGUGCUCCUCCUUUGUCAUUUCUUGAGAAGUGGCUUUUGGACGAAAACGUUGGUCAUGCGGAGGAGAUGAUGGAGUUAUCUCCUAUGUUCUAACAUGGAAAAAUCACCAAUCCCUAUAAGUUUGGGAUGUGACAUUCAAAAUCAUGAUGAUUAGUCAGAUGAAACAAGAGAAAGGAAACUCUUUGAGAUCUGACUAGGGUUUGAUCCAUUACAUGGGUUGAGAUUCUGAGAAGCUAGGAUCGAUCGAUCUCCUUCAACUUGUAACUUGAAAGUUUAUGAAUGGUUUAAUUAUUUCAAGUAAUACUAUGCUUUGUGCAUGUUGUUCUUUGUCUUGUAGAAAACUACAAAUUAAUGUUAACUUCAGCCCAAAUAAUAUUACAGUAACAGUUAUAUUUAAAGAUUUGACAAAAUUUUAUUAUUAUUUGGUG
Molecule: messenger RNA, 1427 nt
Organism: Cajanus cajan (pigeon pea)
Lineage: Eukaryota; Viridiplantae; Streptophyta; Magnoliopsida; Fabales; Fabaceae
Gene: MYB60
Product: myb domain protein 60
Biological process (GO): response to auxin
Source: RefSeq, a predicted model, not a curated record